Molecule: messenger RNA, 675 nt
Organism: Strongylus vulgaris
Lineage: Eukaryota; Metazoa; Nematoda; Chromadorea; Rhabditida; Strongylidae
Source: the annotation of a GenBank genome assembly
AUGUUUGGAGUCAAAAAUGUGGAACUCAAUCUGCUAAUUUUCUUCCGAAUGUUAAUGAAAGAUAUGUUCAGGCUGAUGAUAAUUUUUAUCAUACUGGCUGCCGUGUUGCUACUGGCUAUUCUUGGAACACUCUUAUGGCUGCUGGCCAAACGAAGAAAGCAAAAACCAAAGAAAGCAGGCUUUCUGAACGACGCAUCAAACACAUCGAAAGGCGGAUACACCGCACUGCAAUCACAACGAUAUGGUGGAGCAGGACGAGAUUCGGAUGAUCGUGGAAUGCUUGUCCACGAACAAGAAACUUACAGUACACCAGAUCAUCUAUACGGUGGUUAUGGCAACCGGUACAGUCAUAGUGACAGCCAUCGUGGAUUCCCCUCACGUCGUGAUGCUGGUGGCUAUGGUAAUGGCCUGUACAGCGGAGAUGGAAGUGGUACUGGUGGUAGGGAUAGAAAUGGAGGCGGAGUGACACGAGAGAUUGCCAUUCGCGAUGCUCGUCGCGACUUCUCGCGACCAUCUGAUCGGGAUCGGCGCGAUAUUGGCGGAUCGCGACUCACUGUCUCCAGCGACGGAGAUUCUAUGGUUCGCCAUGGAGUACACGAGACAGUAGAGGAGAGUUUCAAACAGGAAAUUACUUAUGAAAGGCCGGCAUCGACUGAUUCGCGAGAAAUGUUAUGA